Messenger RNA from Mucor mucedo, 1125 nucleotides. Its product is annotated as SMAD/FHA domain-containing protein. Gene Ontology annotation, molecular function: protein binding; ubiquitin protein ligase activity. Gene Ontology annotation, cellular component: cell division site; ubiquitin ligase complex; cytosol. Bases 171 to 878 code for a protein of 235 amino acids. Lineage: Eukaryota; Fungi; Mucoromycota; Mucoromycetes; Mucorales; Mucoraceae. Gene Ontology annotation, biological process: mitotic spindle assembly checkpoint signaling; ubiquitin-dependent protein catabolic process; negative regulation of septation initiation signaling. The record is from RefSeq and is a predicted model, not a curated record. The transcript is spliced from 4 exons.
UUAUGAUUACUAUGUGUAUCAUCUAUAUGUAUAGACUACAGUGUAUAUAAUUUUUUUUUUUUUUUUUAUUUUAUUUUUUAUUUUUUUUUAUCCCCCACAUGUUUAUUAUUUUCAGGUAGCGAUAGCUAUUUUUCCCUUUUUUUUUCCCUUUUUUCCCUCACUUUCUCAUAAUGACUACACAAAAGCUGCGUAUUGUUCCUCAUCUCAACUCUAGCCAAGCACUGGUAUUUCCAAUCAUGGAGUAUACAUUAGAUGAAGCUGAUACUGUGACCAUUGGCAGGUCUGUAGCCGAAAAAAGAGUGACCAAGUCUCAAAUGACUUUUAGGAGUAAAGUCGUGAGUCGCAAACACGCAGAAAUAUUUUUAGAGGCGGGAAAGGUCUAUCUGCGGGAUGUAAAGUCUUCUUCUGGCACUUUUCUUAAUAGUCGACGGUUAUGUGGUCCCGGCCAAGUUUCGCAGGCUCAUGAGAUUCAAGAUAACGACAUUAUUCAAUUGGGGGUUGAUUAUCAAGAAAUAUAUCGCUGUGUAAGAAUGAGACUUGAGUUGAACCGAGAAAGCCCAGACAAUGUAGCCUCUAGGAAAUUCAACCUUAAAACAUAUCAUUCACUACGAAACCUCACAACACCACCUAACCAUCAAAUGAUACUAGAUGAGGAAAUUGAUGAGAUUCAUGUGGACGAAUGUUGCAUUUGUUUAUUCGCAAUAGCACCAUUUCAAGCCUUGUUUGUCGCACCAUGUUCUCAUACAUUUCAUUACAAAUGUUUACGGCCAUUACUGGCAAACCAUCCCGGAUUUAAUUGUCCCCUUUGUCGAGCAUAUGCUGACCUGGACGCAAGUGUGUCAGUUGAGGUGGAGGAGGUAAGUCGCUUCAAGCUAUAAUUGAUCAUGAACUAACAUAUAUGAUUAGGUUAAACUGAUGCUUCAAAGACACUAAAAAUACCCUAGCCAGCCAGCCAAUUUUAUUAUGCAUUUUCUUAUAAAUGAUGGUGACACAAGCACAAUGGACUUGACAAUAUAAUAAAGGAGUGUUCUCCCUUCUUACAUCACAUGGAAAGGGGAUGACAAUGAGGUGGUACAAUGAUAAAGAAAUCAAGGAGAAAGAGGCACAGUGAAGAAGAGAAGGGGG